AUGCCUCCUACUGAAGACAAGCGAAAAGCCGCGCGCGAAACAAUCGAUAUCCUCUACGAAAUUUCUUCUUUGCUUAACACAAAUUUGGACCGCCAGUCGCUAUCUUAUUGUGUCUCGCUCAUCGAAAAUGGUGUAAACCCAGACGCCCUGGCUACUGUCAUCAAAGACCUCCGAGACCGCAACGGCGUUGCCACAGAACCUCGUGAAAAGUAA
Molecule: messenger RNA, 213 nt
Organism: Aureobasidium melanogenum CBS 110374
Lineage: Eukaryota; Fungi; Ascomycota; Dothideomycetes; Dothideales; Saccotheciaceae
Exons: 3
Coding region: 1-213 (70 amino acids)
Biological process (GO): gamma-tubulin complex localization; mitotic spindle assembly; microtubule nucleation by interphase microtubule organizing center
Cellular component (GO): spindle; centrosome; gamma-tubulin ring complex
Source: RefSeq, a predicted model, not a curated record